AUGAACAUCCUCGAAUGGGCUUUUGGAAAGCGUAUGACGCCGGCGGAGCGUCUACGCAAGAACCAGCGUAUGCUGGACAAGGCGAUCCGGGAACUCGACCAAACUCGCGUGAAGCUGGAGAAGCAGGAGAAGACGCUCAUCCAGCAGAUCAAGACAAGCGCCAAAAAUGGACAGAUGGGCGCAUGCAAAAUUCAGGCCAAGGAUCUCGUCCGUACGCGACGGUAUAUUGAGAAGUUUUAUGGCAUGAGGAGUCAACUUCAGAAAAUCUCUCUGCGGCUUCAGACAUAUCGAACGAACGAGCAAAUGAUGCAGGCUAUGAAAGGUGCUACGAUGGCGCUUGGUAGCAUGAACAAAUCUAUGAACCUUCCCCAACUUCAGCGCAUUGCAAUGGAAUUUGAACGAGAGAACGAUAUAAUGGAGCAAAGACAAGAAAUGAUGGACGAUGCGGUUGACGAUGCCAUGGAUGUUGGUGUUGAGGAAGAGGGUGAUGAGGUUGUAGAGCAGGUAUUGGAGGAGAUUGGAAUUGAUCUGAGUCAAGCGCUCGGCGACACGCCCACAGCACUCGGGAAUCCUGUACAGACAGAGAGCAAGAUUGCUCAAGCCGUUGGUGGAGGAGGUGGUGGAGGCAGUGGCGAUCCAGUGGACGACGAUUUGCAGGCAAGGCUGGACAGCCUCAGGAAAUAA
Messenger RNA from Clonostachys rhizophaga, 684 nucleotides. The record is from the annotation of a GenBank genome assembly. NCBI's taxonomy places the organism in Eukaryota, Fungi, Ascomycota, Sordariomycetes, Hypocreales, Bionectriaceae.